Eruca vesicaria subsp. sativa (arugula) is the source of this 2351-nucleotide messenger RNA. The record is from the annotation of a GenBank genome assembly. Lineage: Eukaryota; Viridiplantae; Streptophyta; Magnoliopsida; Brassicales; Brassicaceae.
CGCGAUGCCUCAGGCGUACUUCAUCACGCAACUCUCACGAGCUUCUCUGUCCUUAUAUACGACUUACCCUUUUUUUCUUAAAUUUUUAUAAAAUCGGUGAAACUAAAUCCGUUUUUCGCGUGUGAAGAAGUUGCGUGUCGUCUUCAGACCGAUCUCUCUCUUUGUUUUCUCUGUGUUUGGUCGGUUCCUUCCUCUUACCGUGGGCUUGUGUCGGAUGGCUCUUUGUGGUCUUUCAUCGACUCCAAAUCUGCAAAGUUUGGGAGUUUUGCAAUCUGCUAGAAGUUCGAGCAUUGUUCUGAAACGACACCGUAGUUUAUGGCUGCCCACAAGCUCUUCGUUUCGUGCUAAACCUGUGAGACUCCGUUGUUCAUCUUCAUCAUCGUCUAAUGUGGAGAUGGAAGAGGAUGUUGGGAACGGUAGCUCCUCUGUAUCUGUGGAGGAUGAAUCAGCACAUGUGAUGCAGUUCAAGUGGAAUGAUUUCAAGAUUCUUGAUCGUGUUAGCAUUGGUCAUGGUGGUCGGGCCGAUGAGCUUGUGUUUGAAGCUGUAGUUCAGGUUCCAGACAGCCCUUUGUUUAACCAAGGAGUUGUCCUUCGGAAAUUGAACACCACUCAUGCGCAAAGAAGGGGAAGAAGAGCCAUUGAAGUAUUGAAAAAGCUAGUUCGUCGUAGACUUCUGUACCAUUCUUACUCAAUGCAAGUUCACGGUUACAUCUCUAACAGCCUGAGUGAUGAUCCCUACUCAUUUACCCUCGUCCACGGGUGCCAUGGGAGUUUUUCGAUUAGGCACUGGCUUCAGCAAUCUGAUUGGCUUCCAACCUUAGAAGCUACCCUUGCGCUAGAUGAAGAAUCCUUUAGAAGAGUAGGGGAUGAUACAACUGGAGGACCUGCAGUUUCAAGGCAGCUUAGACUAAUCCGUAUACUAAUGAGAGAUCUUUUGAUCGGAGUCAAUUACUUGCACAGCCAUGGUCUUGCUCACACGGAACUGAGAUUGGAAAAUGUGCACAUUAGCCCUGUGGAUAGACAUAUCAAAGUAGGGAUUCUGGGAAAUGCUGCUGACUUCUACGAGGAUGGUCAGAGCAGUAGCAACGCUUACAGUACCAUGGACAGACGACAAAUGAUGAUAGCAUUUGACAUGAGAUGUGUUGGUUUCAUGAUGGCAAAAAUGGUACUCCAAGAACUAAUGGAUCCACUAAUCUUUGCGAAAUUCAAGUCUUUCCUUGCAAAGGGGAAUGAUCCUUCUUCUCUACGAGAGUUCUUUGUGACGACGCUCAAUACAAACUCAGAAUCUGGAAAUACUGGAGUUCAAAUACUUGAUAGAAACUGGGGAGCAGGUUGGCACCUUUUAUCUUCAUUGAUUGCUACCAGACCUUCUAAACGAAUAAGUUGCUUGGAUGCUCUUAAGCAUCCCUUUCUGUGUGGACCUAGAUGGCGUGUUGCCCCAUCAAUGGAUAUCAUCAGAUGGGGUCUUGGAUCAACCGCUGUAAGGAUAUCAGAAGAAUACAUUUACCGCAUGCCUCAGCGUCAAAGACUUUCCCACUUCAUUGAACUAAUGGAGAUGCUAAACCCAUGUCCUAAACCAAAUUGUUGGUUGGAGCUGUUACCGGGAAGAUGGCGUCUGUUAUACUCAACCGGAAAGCACAUUGGUCUAACUCUGCGUCAACCCUCUACACGUGCACUAAUAGGCAAUGUCCAUUUAACAAUAAGCCGAGCUUCAGAAGAUGCCAACAACAACACUUCACUAUCCUUUACCUCUGAUAUAGGCUUCACGGCCAUAACCAGCAACGACUGGCCACACGAAAAAACCGGAGCCAGAGGUAAACUACAAACGCUCUCUCAGUUCAGACUAGUAGCCGGAAAAAGACUUUAUCUGAAAGAAGAGAAAAAGAACAUUGGUAAGUUCUCUAUGGGAGAACCAAAUGCGGAGGAGGGCCUAGUCGAGAAGUUAGGAACCAAGAAAUGGAAAAAAGUGGUGCCUUUCAAGGAGUUCCCCUCGAGUCUUCCUGUAGCCAAACUCAUCUCUGGAGAGAUUGAAGUAACCAUGAACAUGGCUGAUCGUAUAGAGUCGCCAGGGAACGUGAUCGGGGAAGUUAGAAAGCAGAUUCCGCAGGAGAUGUUCGAUUUGUCUAAGCUUGUGUGUGGUACGUAUAUAGACAGUAGGUUGCUUGUACUUAGGUGUGUGAAUGGUUCGGCGUUGCUGUUUACAAGGUCUAGCUUGGACCAUAAGUCUAUGUAGUCACUUGUCUCGGUUCUUAUGUACAGUGAGCAUUCUUUUUGGGACUAAACCUUUGUGUAUAUUGCAUAUAGUCUAUGCUGUUGUGUGUGAAAGAGAAGCUCUAGUCCGAAUUUCUAGU